GCGUGCCGGCUGCGAGAUACCCAGUGUCUUUUCCCUCCGAUUUGGUAGGCAGUCAAAUGAACGCCGUGCCUCGAGAGGCCUCUACACUGUGUUCUAUGGUCCCCUCGUCUGCCCUAAUCCAUGUCGUGGGGGCUGAAAUCCGACCCCUCUUUCGCCUUAUCAAAUGACGUCGCUGCCCUGCAUAUCGCAACAUUAUAGAUCGAUCAGAUGCCCUCGCAUCCUCCUCACUUACCCUCCUUCCAUUCAACUUCAUACCCACCACUGCUUCGACUCCAGCACCGUCACCAUGGGCUGCGGCAGUUCAAAACCGGCAGGCGAUGCUCCGCCCUCAUACGAGAAGGCGAUGGGAAACUCAAACAACACCAACUGCAAACGGUGCAAAGACUGCUCGAACUGCACCGACUGCACAGGCUGUGACUCCUGCCAAAACUGCACCUAUUGCACAGACUGUGACUCCUGUCGUAACUGCACGGGCUGCAAGGACUGCGUGGGAUGCCGCAACUGCACCGACUGCACGGGAUGCGAGGGUUGCAGAAACUGCACGAAUUGUACCGAUUGUAUAAACUGUACGAAUUGCACGGAUUGCUCUGGGCUGAAGAAUCGGCAUAAUGAAACGGGUGUGCAUGAGUAGGAGGUGUGCGGUGGGAGGAUCAUGGAAUGCUUCUGUUGCAUUUUCUCUCUCUCUCUCCCUGUCAUUGAAUUUGUUCGACCUCAAAACGAAUUACUUCCGCUUGUUGCUCUUGAGGGAUGUGAGCGAGACUCUCACGGUUCGCGAACCCUUUGCUAAAAUCCUUCGCCCCAAGGAGUACUGGAAAUCGUAGAUCU
Trematosphaeria pertusa is the source of this 825-nucleotide messenger RNA. RefSeq lists its product as uncharacterized. The record is from RefSeq and is a predicted model, not a curated record. Lineage: Eukaryota; Fungi; Ascomycota; Dothideomycetes; Pleosporales; Trematosphaeriaceae. The transcript is spliced from 6 exons. The coding region runs from base 164 to 631 and encodes 155 amino acids.